AUGGGGAGGAAAAAAAUCCAGAUCUCACGCAUUCUGGACCAAAGGAAUCGGCAGGUGACAUUUACCAAGCGGAAGUUUGGGCUGAUGAAGAAGGCCUAUGAGCUGAGCGUGCUCUGCGACUGUGAAAUCGCCCUCAUCAUCUUCAACAGCGCCAAUCGCCUCUUCCAGUAUGCCAGCACAGACAUGGACCGCGUGCUCCUGAAGUACACGGAGUACAGUGAGCCCCACGAGAGCCGCACCAACACCGAUAUCCUCGAGACACUGAAGCGGAGAGGUGUGGGCCUCGAUGGACCAGAGCUGGAGCCAGAUGAGGGGCCUGAGGGGCCAGGAGAGAAGGUGCGGAGGUUGGCAGGUGAUGGGGGUGACCCAGCCUUGCCCCGGCCCCGGCUCUAUGUAAGUGACUCCCUGUGCCACUAUGAAGGGGCCCUCCCUCACCUCCUAGGCCCAAGUGGUUAG
This is a messenger RNA of Puma concolor (puma), 456 nucleotides long. NCBI's taxonomy places the organism in Eukaryota, Metazoa, Chordata, Mammalia, Carnivora, Felidae. The record is from RefSeq and is a predicted model, not a curated record.